This is a messenger RNA of Saccharomyces cerevisiae S288C, 210 nucleotides long. It is a transcript of the gene HSK3, whose product is annotated as Hsk3p. The coding region runs from base 1 to 210 and encodes 69 amino acids. The record is from RefSeq and is marked reviewed. The transcript has a single exon. Gene Ontology annotation, biological process: attachment of spindle microtubules to kinetochore. Gene Ontology annotation, cellular component: nucleus; spindle. Lineage: Eukaryota; Fungi; Ascomycota; Saccharomycetes; Saccharomycetales; Saccharomycetaceae.
AUGAACGCUAACAAACAAAGGCAGUAUAAUCAGCUUGCACACGAACUUAGAGAGCUUCAAACGAAUUUACAGGAAACGACAAAACAACUAGAUAUCAUGUCGAAACAAUGUAACGAAAACUUGGUAGGCCAAUUGGGUAAGGUACAUGGAAGUUGGUUGAUAGGUAGUUACAUUUAUUAUAUGGAGCAGAUGCUUGGAAAAACGCAAUAA